Bombina bombina (fire-bellied toad) is the source of this 1559-nucleotide messenger RNA. It is a transcript of the gene KCNIP3, whose product is annotated as potassium voltage-gated channel interacting protein 3. Gene Ontology annotation, biological process: regulation of potassium ion transmembrane transport; negative regulation of transcription by RNA polymerase II. NCBI's taxonomy places the organism in Eukaryota, Metazoa, Chordata, Amphibia, Anura, Bombinatoridae. Gene Ontology annotation, cellular component: nucleus; voltage-gated potassium channel complex. The record is from RefSeq and is a predicted model, not a curated record. Bases 326 to 1018 code for a protein of 230 amino acids. Gene Ontology annotation, molecular function: calcium ion binding; DNA-binding transcription repressor activity, RNA polymerase II-specific; RNA polymerase II cis-regulatory region sequence-specific DNA binding. The transcript is spliced from 8 exons.
GCCACUUCUGGUUACUUGAAAUGCUUCUUUGCAGAUGUCCCAAGUAUCUUUUUGCACAAUGACGUUUACCUGAAAUAAGCUUUGCACUUUUGCCAAGUUAUAGACUUGUGUACCAGAGAACCUUCCUACUAGAGUUUAUGGAUUGCAGUGCCCACCCUGGACCAUCUAUCUUUGCUGGUGGAUUUUUAUUUUUUUGUCAGUGGACAGUUUUGGGGAGGCAUAUCUAUUUUUGUAGGAUUUGGGCUCAGAGAUAAUUGGAGCUGGAGCCUCGGGUGAUUUGCAUGCCCAGAGAUCAGUGCCCCACUUGGGGCGACACUGGCCUACCAUGGGGAUCCAGGGCAUGGAACUGUGUGCAAUUGCAGUGGUUAUUGUACUUUUUGUAACUGUUCUCAAACAGUUUGGGAUACUGGAACCUAUGUCCAUGGAAGAUAGCAGUGAGUGUGACUUGGAGCUCUCCACUGUACGUCACCAGCCAGAAGGACUAGAACAACUCCAGUCUGUCACCAAAUUCACGAAGAAGGAGCUACAGUCCUUGUACAGAGGUUUCAAAAAUGAGUGCCCUAGUGGUUUGGUUGAUGAAGACACAUUCAAGCUAAUUUACGCACAGUUCUUUCCACAGGGAGAUGCCUCCAUGUAUGCACACUUCCUUUUUAACGCCUUCGACCUAGAUAGGACUGGCGCCAUCCGAUUUGAGGAUUUUGUUGUUGGGUUGUCCAUCUUGCUUCGGGGGACUGUCCACGAAAAGUUAAAAUGGGCCUUCAACCUGUAUGAUAUUAAUAAGGAUGGGUACAUUACUAAGGAGGAGAUGCUGGCUAUAAUGAAAUCUAUUUAUGAUAUGAUGGGACGUUAUACUUAUCCCAUGCUUAGGGAAGAUGCCCCCAUAGAGCACGUGGAGAGGUUCUUCCAGAAGAUGGACCGGAAUCAUGAUGGAGUAGUGACCAUUGAUGAGUUUCUGGAGACCUGUCAAAAGGAUGAGAAUAUUAUGAUGUCCAUGCAGUUAUUUGAGAACGUCAUUUAGAAGAGAAUAUGAAAAUCUGCUCAUGCCAGCACUAGAAAGGACCCACCCACUACAGUGUCUCCAAACACAGAUCACAAGCACCACCUUUUCCUUGUGUCACAAACAAUUGACGGAUGGUGUUGUAAUCGCUCUCCCAGGGAACUGAGGAUCCUUCUUACUGCCUGCCUGUUUGCACUGAUUCAUGCUCCUCACCACAACAAGCUCACCUUUAUAAGGACUGUUUUAUAUCAUUAUUAACAUAGAGAAAAAGAAGCACAUUUAUCACUGCAAGGGCCAGGAUUCUCAAUCAGGGAUUUUUACAGAAAGCCGCUCUUGCCUGAUUUCCCAUCCUUUAGAACCUUUUACGGAAGAAGAAAAUCACUCCCCCCAAUGGCUGGAUGAACAAGCAUGAAGUUGGGGGGGGGGGUUGUUUGGUUUUUUAAAUAAUUGUACAUCUUGUUCUCAGAGUUGUGCUGUCGUCUGGUCUUCCUGGUAACCUGCCAAAUUUCCCACCAAAGCUGUGCACACAGAAUAUCCUAUAUAAUAAAUGUCUAUAUUCCCA